AUGGCAGUAGAACCACAGCAGAAGGUGGUGUUGGAGGGUGGAGUGUUUACACUCCUCCUGCCCGUGAGCGAGGACGAGCGGUUAGUCUGCCCGGCCUGCCCUGCGCGCCGUGGAUACUCCGGUAAUUCGAAGAUAGAAAAUCUUCUUCGGCAUCACAAGGAAUGCCAUGCUGAUGCCGCGGUCGUCUUUCAGUGCUGGGGAUGCGGUUAUACCGCACCUCCCGAUAAGCGUUACCCUCGUAGAGAGGUAACGAAGCACUGUGGCGACUGCCUGCCGGAGUUCCAUGGUGUGCGGGCGGGUCUGGCGGACGCUGCUCGACGAGCUGGGAUUCGUGGGGAGCUUCGGGGUGAUCUAUCGCCGGCUGAGCGACACAACAACGGUCGCAGGGUUGCUGCUGAGCGUGCUCGCACGCCAUCUCCAGCACCAACCCAGAGCGGAGAAGUUAGCCUUGUGCCAGACGGUGACGCGGUCGCGUCGCCGCGGCGCGAGGUUGUAUCUCCGCCAGCGCACGGGGGCUGGCCCCCAGCGCAACAGCCGGUGAUAGUGAGUCCCCGGAGCUUACCCGCGUUUCCUAGCUCUUCCUCGGGAGCGGGCAUGGAGCCCGAUCCACCGCCUUCCCCCCCUUCCCCCGAUGCCCCUAUACCCGAUCCGACUUGUCCCGCCCGGCUGCUCUCAGCGGCCGAGGACCCUGUCAGUCAACCAGCGGUGAGGCGGCGAGCGAAUCCGGAGGGUGCCCGGCGACCGAAUCCUGAGCGCAAUGCGCAGAGGGAAUUGGUCGCUGAGUUGCGCGCCAUUACUUCCUCAGACCAGCUUGAGGAGGUCAUGGGUCGGGUCAAUACCUUUUUGGCCCGGCUCACCCGGAGACGCGAGCCAGCCCCGCGCCGUCAGCGUAAUGUCCCCCCAAGACCGGUCGAUCGGACUACUGAAGCCAAGAGGCUCCAGCGGCUCUAUCGUCUUAAUAAGAAGAGGGCAGCCCAGCAGAUUCUCGCAGGUCCCAAUCGGGCCUGCGAAGUCAAUAUAGCAAAUACUGAGCGAUUCUUUACGAAUCUGGCUGCCCAUAGAGUCGGUGGAGAGGAAUGGCCGAACGUGUUCGAUCGACCUGGUCCAACCCCGGAAAGCACUGAACAUCUGUGCAGGCCCAUUGAGAUCGGUGAAGUACAUGCGUGCCUCGGAAGACGGGCGAAUUCUUCGCCCGGUCCAGACGGGGUUACGUACGCCGAUCUCAAGAGGGCCGAUCCGGGGUCCCGUGUGCUGGCUGCGUUGUUUGACGCGGUUUGGCGCACGGAAGGGGUCCCCUCUUGUUGGAGUGAGUCGAACACCAUACUCCUCUACAAGAAGGGUGACCCGGGCGACAUUGGCAAUUGGCGUCCGAUAUCCCUCGCGGAUACGGUGCCAAAGCUAUUCGCGGCGGUUUUGGCGGACAGGGUCAAGGAAUGGGCCGUGACCAAUGCUGUUUACAGCAAAUCCCAAAAGGGUUUCUUGCAGUUCGAGGGUUGCUUCGAACACAAUUUCAUCUUGCAGGAAAUCCUGAGGGAAGCCAAGGACCGGAAGAGAGAGGUAGUGGUGGCUUGGUUGGAUUUAAGCAAUGCUUUUCCAUCCCUGCCCCAUUCCUCGAUCUUUCGGGCCCUUGAGGGUCACGGCAUGCCAUUGAAGGUGAGGAACGUCAUCUCCUCCCUUUAUGCGGACAUGAGGACGAGGGUACAGGUGGCUAGCGGUAGCACAGAUCCCAUCCACAUCCGCUCUGGAGUUCGUCAGGGGUGCCCGUUGAGCCCGGAUGUGUUUAACCUGACCCUUGAGGUCGUGCUUCGAUGCAUGGCCAAUACAGGGGAGGGUUACACAUUCGGUGACGUGCGCUUUAACAACUUUGCGUACGCCGACGAUAUGGCACUCGUCUGUGACUCCAUGGGUGGUAUGCGGAGGCUGCUGGAGGCAGCUGAAUUGGGAGCGACAGCUGUUGGACUACAAUUUAAUGUAGCAAAAUGUGCGACUCUCCACAUCGUGGAUGGUCAGGUCCAACGGUCCUCGCUCUCAAUUCAGGGACAGCCGAUCCCAGUGCAAGACGCCGCCGACGCCUAUGAACAUCUAGGCAUCCCUACAGGUUACCAGGUGAAACAAACACCCGUUAACACCAUACGGGGCCUUCUCGACGAUGCACAUUCCAUCCAUACUUCCCUGCUUGCCCCAUGGCAGAAGCUGGACGCGGUUAGCACCUUUUUGCUUCCGCGUCUAGACUUCAUAAUGCAGGGAGGUAAAGUCGAGAAGGGGUACCUGAGCGAGGCAGACAAAAUCCUAAAGAGACUAGCCCGACAAUGGCUAAGUCUUCCCCAGAGGGCCAGUGCGGAACUGAUCUUCCUCCCUCCGUCACAGGGGGGUGGAGGUUUGAUCCCGCUGGCCGAUCUAUACGAUGUAUUCACCGUGGCUCACGCAUACAGAAUUCUGUAUUGCGCUGAUGCCGCGGUGAGCAACUUAGCAAAAAUGUUGCUGGGGAAGACCGUCACGGAGAGGAUUCAGAGGCAGGCCACGAACACCGACAUGGCCGCCUACCUCUCCAGUGACCCUGGGAUGCCUCGCUCCAGCGCUCGGACUUCGUUCUGGGCGCAGGUACGCGCUUCAGUCGCAAGACUUCAUAAAAAGCUUGGACUGAAGUGGAGAUGGUGCUCCGAUCAGGAGACGUUUCAUCUGGACUGUGGGGACGGUGCAGCGUUCUCUGUCUCGCCAGGCCAAAAACAUCAGGCCUCGGCAAUGCUGCGGAAGUGCCUGGUUGAGCACUAUGCGGGAUCACUACUUGCCAAAAAAGACCAAGGCAAGAGUUUCGAGGUCCUCCGGAAGUCAAAGGUGUCCAAUCACUUUCUCCGGAGUGGCAGGAAUACCCGCUUCUGCGACUGGCGCUUUAUCCAUCGCGCUAGACUCAAUGUCCUCCCUGUCAAUUCAACCUUGCGUUGGCUGACGGGGGCGGACAAGAGAUGUCGCAGAUGCGGGGCUCCAUCCGAAACGCUCCCGCAUGUGCUCAACCAUUGCACUGUACAUUCAGCGGCAAGACAGAGACGGCACAACAACGUCCAGGAUCGGCUUGUAAAAGCAUGUGCUCGCAACCCCUGCCCGAUCCGCGUGAACCACUCCGUUCAGGGAGUCCACGGCACGCUGGCGACUUUGAGACCUGAUAUCGUCCUUAGGGACGAGAUCCAUCGCCGCAUCCACAUCGUCGAUGUAUGUAUCCCCUUCGAGAAUCGGCUAGUGGCUUUUACUGAGGCCCGUGAGGAAAAGCGUACAAAGUAUGCCGCCCUAGCCGAACAGCUCCGGGGCCAGGGAUACACGGUCGAUGUGGAUGCCUUUGUCGUGGGCGCCUUGGGCGGAUGGGACGGUCGCAAUGAGGCUGUCCUGAAUCGUCUCGGAGUAAGCAGUCGCUAUGCUGCGAUGAUGAGACGAUUCAUGGUGAGCGACACGAUCCGGUGGGGACGUGAUAUAUAUGUAGAACAUUUGUCGGGGGAACGGCAAUAUAGACAGGCCCAGUGA
This is a messenger RNA of Trichogramma pretiosum, 3513 nucleotides long. RefSeq lists its product as uncharacterized. Bases 1 to 3513 code for a protein of 1170 amino acids. Lineage: Eukaryota; Metazoa; Arthropoda; Insecta; Hymenoptera; Trichogrammatidae. The record is from RefSeq and is a predicted model, not a curated record. The transcript has a single exon.